Messenger RNA from Gossypium raimondii (Peruvian cotton), 2501 nucleotides. Its product is annotated as dol-P-Man:Man(7)GlcNAc(2)-PP-Dol alpha-1,6-mannosyltransferase. Gene Ontology annotation, molecular function: alpha-1,6-mannosyltransferase activity; DNA-binding transcription factor activity; sequence-specific DNA binding. NCBI's taxonomy places the organism in Eukaryota, Viridiplantae, Streptophyta, Magnoliopsida, Malvales, Malvaceae. Gene Ontology annotation, biological process: regulation of DNA-templated transcription; protein N-linked glycosylation. The coding region runs from base 154 to 2163 and encodes 669 amino acids. The transcript is spliced from 23 exons. The record is from RefSeq and is a predicted model, not a curated record. Gene Ontology annotation, cellular component: endoplasmic reticulum membrane.
GAAAGCAUUUGCGGUACUGGCGGACGAUUAAACAAGAUAUAUAGAGCAGAAAAAUAAUAAUAAUGAAAAAUUUCCAGGAGAAACAAUCUAUCUACUAGUUGACGAGCAGUAGGAGGAGAGCUCCUUUGGGUUUUGUUUGUUUUGAAAAAGCAAAUGGAAGGAGAAAGGGGAGUCCCUAAUUACAUGCUACAAGUUUCAUUCUCAAGUAGUACUCCACCACCACAAGCGAUCCAUGAAACAGGGUUUCUGCAAUUUGAAGAAAACCAGGUUAUGAGUUUCUUGUCUCCCUCUCAGCCUCUCACUACCUCUCCUGUUAGUAACACCACCAAUUCCACCACCGCCUUGAGGUUCAUCACCCAUAACGACCAGGUAGGGACCUUAGAUCCCAUUCCCAAAGCUGUACACGAUGAGAACUGCGGCAGUAACGUCAAGGAUGGAAAUAAUAAUUCAUGGUGGAGGAGCUCAGCCUUAGAGAAGAACAAAGUGAAGGUUAGGAGAAAGCUUAGAGAACCAAGGUUUUGUUUCCAAACGAGAAGUGAUGUGGACGUGCUAGACGAUGGGUAUAAGUGGAGAAAAUAUGGGCAGAAGGUUGUCAAGAACAGCCUUCAUCCAAGAAGCUAUUAUCGUUGUACGCACAACAACUGUAGAGUGAAGAAGAGAGUUGAACGAUUGUCUGAGGAUUGUCGAAUGGUGAUAACAACUUACGAAGGCUACGAUUUACUUCUGGGAUCUAUUGCCGCGUUUUAUGUGCUCAUGGUGCCCUACACUAAAGUUGAAGAAAGCUUCAACAUUCAGGCUAUGCAUGAUAUUCUUUAUCAUCGACAUCACUUAGAUAAUUAUGAUCAUUUGGAGUUUCCUGGUGUUGUUCCUCGCACUUUUAUCGGGGCUUUCCUUGUGUCAAUUUUCUCAUCUCCAAUUGUCUUAGCAGUGCAACUGCUGCAUUUGCCAAAGAUUUAUAGCCUUAUAAUUGUACGUUUGGCAUUGGGUUGCAUCAUACUAUCUACAUUACGUUUUCUGCGUAUUCAGGUCAGAAACAAGUUUGGACAUCAAGUUGAAGCAUUCUUUGUAAUAUUCACUGCAAUUCAGUUUCACUUGCUAUUCUAUUGCUCUCGUGCACUUCCAAAUAUACUAGCUAUGGGUGUAGUAAAUUUGGCGUAUGGGCAUUGGUUGAAAGGGAAUUUUUAUACCGCUUUAAACUAUCUGGUCUUCGCUACAACCAUCUUUAGAUGUGAUAUAGUCUUGCUUCUUUGUCCUCUUGGCCUGGAGCUUUUGUUGACCAAGUCAAUUUCAUUUUGGAGAGCAUUUAAGUGCUGCACUGUGACCACUCUUUUGUGUAUAGGUCUCACUGUGUUGGUUGAUUCAAUCAUGUGGAAGAGGUUUCUUUGGCCUGAAUUUGAAGUGUUUUGGUUUAACUCUGUUCUUAAUCGAAGUUCUGAAUGGGGCACGCAUUCCAUUCACUGGUAUUUUACUUCUGCACUCCCUCGUUCAUUACUCACUGCAUAUCCACUUUUUAUGCUUGGGGUCUUACUUGACAGAAGGCUUCUUCCUCUGGUUUUACCAGCACUUUCCUUUGUUGUACUUUACUCUAAGCUUCCACACAAGGAGCUCCGUUUUAUUAUCAGCUCAGUUCCAAUCUUUAACUUAUCUGCUGCAGUUGCAGCAAGCAGAAUCUACAACAACAGGAAGAAGAGUUUCUGGAAAUUUCUCAAUUUAGUCAUGCUGGGAUUACUUUUAAUCAGUCUAGGGUGCACAAUCAUUACUUUCAUGGCAUCCUAUGAGAACUAUCCCAGUGGACGUGCACUAAAAGAGUUGCAUCAGAUUGGCCAUCUUGCUAACAAGUCCAAUGAACUCUGGGUUCACAUUGAUCCAUUUUCAGCCAUGAAUGGAAUAUCCCUUUUCUGUGAAAAUGAGAUGCCAUGGAGAUACUCAAAAGAAGAAGAGAUUACCCUUGAGGAAUUUGGCCAGAGAAAUUUCACCUAUCUUAUAAAUGAGCAUCGCACUAUUGAUGGGUACAAGUGUUUAUUUUAUGUGAAUGGCUUCUCGAGACUACGUAGACAAUCUGGGUUCCCACCUAUCAUCCUGGAUAAAGAGCCCAAAGUGUACAUUCAUGGAAAUAUAAGAAAUGAAGAGCUUAUGCUUAAACCUUGGCCAGGAUGCUCUUAAACUAACUGAAUUUUGUACUCGCUAAGUUGCUCUGAAGAUUUAGCCCAUGAAAAGGCAGUUAGUUAAAUCUUUGUUCAUUUUUGUGAGAGAUGGGCAAGACAGCCGAAGGUACGAAAUGGCUAUUGCUACAAAUGCUUGUACCCAACUGUGAUUUUAUAAGCCAAGUUAACAUUUCCGAGUUCGAAUAGAGUUCAGUUGAAGGUAGCAGAAGUUAGGUUGCUCGUCGUAUAUGUAAACCAACUCCCUUUAUCUAAUUCACAUCCGACUGUAAUUUUAUAAGCCAAAUCCCCUACAGUUAAUAAAAUGUUAUACAAGUAGAUAUGCUGUUAAGAAAAGUA